Messenger RNA from Pogoniulus pusillus (Red-fronted tinkerbird), 783 nucleotides. It is a transcript of the gene PDX1, whose product is annotated as pancreatic and duodenal homeobox 1. Gene Ontology annotation, biological process: regulation of transcription by RNA polymerase II; type B pancreatic cell differentiation. The transcript is spliced from 2 exons. The record is from RefSeq and is a predicted model, not a curated record. NCBI's taxonomy places the organism in Eukaryota, Metazoa, Chordata, Aves, Piciformes, Lybiidae. Bases 1 to 783 code for a protein of 260 amino acids. Gene Ontology annotation, molecular function: RNA polymerase II cis-regulatory region sequence-specific DNA binding; DNA-binding transcription factor activity, RNA polymerase II-specific. Gene Ontology annotation, cellular component: nucleus.
AUGAACACCGAGGAGCAGUAUUACGCUUCGGCACAGCUCUACAAAGAGUCGUGUGCGUUUCAGAGAACCCAGGCGCAGGAUUACAACCCCAACCCUCCCGCCUGCCUGUACAUAGGAAGGCAGCAGCAGACACCUUACUCUAGCGCCUUAGGGGCUCUCGAGCAAGGCAGUCCGCCAGACAUUUCACCUUACGAAGUGCCUCCCAUCACAGAGGAUGCCGGGGUCUCCCACCUUCAUCACCACCACCACCACCCUCAUCUUCCUCCUCCCCACCAGGACUCCCUGCCUUUCGCAGACGGGGCAGACACAGGGGCAAUAGAGGAGCCCCGAGUGCAGGUGCCUUUCGCCUGGAUGAAGUCCACCAAAUCACACGCCUGGAAGGGACAGUGGACCGGUGGGUCCUACGUGGUGGAGCCGGAGGAGAACAAGCGGACGAGGACAGCAUACACCAGGGCGCAGUUGCUGGAGUUGGAGAAGGAGUUUCUCUUUAACAAGUACAUCUCCAGGCCGCGGCGGGUAGAGCUGGCUGUGAUGUUGAACUUAACAGAAAGACACAUUAAGAUCUGGUUUCAGAACCGGCGGAUGAAGUGGAAGAAGGAAGAAGACAAAAAGCGAGGGGCAGGCAACAGCAAUGACCCCGAGCAAGACUGUGUGGUGUCCUCCGGGGAGCUCCCGGGUAAGGAGGAUCUCCAGUCGUGCUCCCCCGAGAACCUGCCCUCGGGGGCCUCCAGGGACCUGCUCCCCCCUAGUCUCGUCCUCAGAAGGCAACAGGACUCUCGGUAA